AAGUACUUUUAUUGACUUUUUUUUUUUAAUGAAAUGUCAAUGUCAUUGAAUUCAUAGUAUUCUGAAUACAAAAGGGUUUUUAACUCAGCCUAAACAUUUUGCUCAAAAUGCUACAACUAGAGAGAAGUCAAGCGUGCCUAGCAACAUCGUGAGCAACUCGAUUUGUUGAUAGUCUAAUAAAAUGUAAAUUCACAUCAUGUAGAAAAUACAAUAAAGAUUGACAAUCUUGAAUAAUCAAGCUAAAAGUAGAAGACUUCGCUUGAUUACUUUGAAUUGCUGGACAGAAAGUAAGCUAUCAGUUUCAAGCUCUAUAUUAUGCCAGUUCUUGCUUUUAAUCCAAUUAAGAGCUUCUUUGAUCCUCAGAGCUUCCACAACCUCAGCAGAGUAAACACCAUCAUGAUAGCCCGUUUUAGCUUCAAUAAGCUUACCUCAAUUGUCUCUUGCAACUAUACCAAAGCCAUACGAGCUCUCUUGAUGAAAAAGUACAGCAUCAACAUUAAUCUUGAUGUGAUUCAUAUAUGGUUUAGUCCAAACUCAGACCUAUCACCACUAUUUUCAAAUGAUUGUGAUAAAAAGGCUUUCAAAACCAUCAAACACAACAUAGCUGCCCGACAAACCUGUUCUGCAUCAGAAGUGUCCUACAAAACCUCAAACCAGGUGCCAAAGGAGGAAGAUGAAGCUGUGUUUAGAGGCGUACCAAAAACAAACCAACAAGAUUUGGCAAGACCACAAGUGAGCAGUGCAUGGAGUACGAUUUCAGCAUGGGAAUCGCACAUGAGACAUAUAGCUGAGAUUUGCACAUGUUUUGUAACAAGGUUAACACACGUGGGAAGAGAUCCAGAGAUGGCAUGUCACAAGAAAUUUGUCACUUUGGGUGGAAUCUUCAAGUGCCAUAAUUUAUGCCAAAAACUGUUGGAUAUUUAUUUUACCAGGAUCUUAGAUCUACUCACAAGUAUGUUGUUUAACACCCUAAAUAUGAACUUUCUAAAACGAUAAUUAAACACAUAUAAAGUUAAAAAAACCUUACAUUGGUAGCAGCGAAAUAAUAUCUCCUUCCACUCAUAUCUCUAACCCUUGUAUCCUUUCUGUCGCAGAGUAUUAUCAAGAUCUGAGCCCGAAUGUCCUUCUCUUUGUGUGUGAUCCUUCACGUCUUCCAAUCUAUGAUUGAGGUACCACUUACUGUGUGUGGGCACUACUCUAUCACUAAGGGUUCGAAAUUGUGAAGAGGAACAGAGAGAGAGAUAGAGUCGGCUAUAGAGAGAGAAAGUGGAAGGCUCAGUUUUUCUGAAAAAAGCAAUCUUAAGAAAACUUGUUGAGAACUUGAAAAACUUGUUUUGAAAACUUGUUGUUUGACUGAGC
Cannabis sativa is the source of this 1359-nucleotide messenger RNA. RefSeq lists its product as uncharacterized. The transcript is spliced from 2 exons. The record is from RefSeq and is a predicted model, not a curated record. Lineage: Eukaryota; Viridiplantae; Streptophyta; Magnoliopsida; Rosales; Cannabaceae. Bases 316 to 996 code for a protein of 226 amino acids.